Molecule: messenger RNA, 2701 nt
Organism: Mangifera indica (mango)
Lineage: Eukaryota; Viridiplantae; Streptophyta; Magnoliopsida; Sapindales; Anacardiaceae
Product: pentatricopeptide repeat-containing protein At4g35130, chloroplastic
Exons: 1
Coding region: 122-2536 (804 amino acids)
Biological process (GO): RNA modification
Molecular function (GO): zinc ion binding; protein binding; RNA binding
Source: RefSeq, a predicted model, not a curated record
UAAUUAACAGGACAAUUAAACUGAGAUCCCGGGGUGCUAUUUACCGCCAAAAGCCACCGAGCAGGUACCCACCGUCAUGAUUACCAACGGCUAUGUUUCUGAACCUUGAACCCUCUCAACGAUGGCGUCAGCAACCCUUCUUGUUCAUAGUCGCUUCUUUGACUCCAAAAGUACUCCCCAAGACGUUUCGCGAAAGCACCUCAAAACGCCCAAAACUGAUUUAAUCAAUUCAAGGACAUCAAAAUUGACCUCUCUUCGUAAAAAUAAACUGAGAUCUUCGAAAACUGGGGAAAUUGAACCACGAGUUCUUGCUCUGACUCGGGCUCUUAUUGGGUUUAUUAAAUCUGGGUCGAUCGACAAUGCACUCAGUCUGUUUGAUGAAAUGGAUUAUCGGGAUUCUUAUAUAUGGAAUGUUUUGAUAAGAGGGUUUACGAAUAAUGGGUUGUUUGAAAAAGCUAUAGAGUUUUAUCGUAGAAUGGAUUUUGAAGGGUUUAGAGCUGAUAAUUUUACAUAUCCGUUUGUGGUUAAAUCAUGCGGCGGGUUGUUGUCUUUGAUUGAAGGAGAAAAGGUUCAUGCGAAGUUGAUCAAGUGUGGACUGGACUUGGAUGUCUAUGUGUGUAAUUCUCUUAUUGCUAUGUAUAUGAAGCUUGGGUUUGUAGAUUGCGCAGAAAAGGUGUUUGAUGAAAUGCCUAUGAAAGAUUUGGUUUCUUGGAAUUCUAUGAUUAGUGGGUAUCAUAGUGUUGGUGAUGGUUUAAGUGCUUUGAGUUGUUUUAAAGAAAUGCAAAAUUAUGGAAUGGAACAUGAUAGGUUUAGUGUGAUUAGUGGUGUUGGUGCGAGCUCUGUUGAGUAUUGUUUAAAAAGUGGCAAGGAAAUUCAUUGUCAUGUGAUUAAAAGUGGGCUUGAAACAGACAUUAUGGUUCAGACAUCACUUAUUGACAUGUAUGGCAAAUGUGGUGUGGUGGAUUAUGCCGAGAGGGUGUUUAAUAGGAUUAUUUUGAGGAAUAUUGCUGCUUCGAAUGCUAUGAUUGGUGCAUAUGUGCUAAAUGCUCGUUUUCUUCAGUUAUUUACUUGCUUGAAGAAUAUGCAAGAGGUCGAUACGUUGAAUCUGGACGCUAUUACAAUGAUUAACUUGCUUCCAUCUUGUUUGCAAUUGGGAGCUCUCUUGGAAGGUAAAUCUAUUCAUGGACAUGCCAUUAGGAAAGGGUUUCUCCCUCAUUUAGUUUUGGAAACUGCUUUAGUUGAUAUGUAUGGACAGUGUGGGGAGCUGAAAACAGCAGAAUUUAUAUUUGAAAGCAUGACAGAAAAGAGCUUGGCGACAUGGAAUGCCAUGAUUGCUGCUUACGUACAGAGUGGGCAGAACAUGGAAGCCUUGAAACUGUUUCAGGAACUAUGGAGUGAACCUCUUACCCCAGAUGCAAUUACAUUUGCAAGCAUCCUACCUGCCUAUGCUGAAAUCGCCACAUUGAAUGAGGGUAGGCAAAUCCAUGCUCUUGUUAUAAAAUUUGGACUUACUUCAAAUACAUAUAUCUCAAAUUCAAUGGUUUACAUGUAUGCGAAAUGCGGGGAAGUCCAAACUGCCAGAAUACUCUUUGAUGGCAUAUUGUGUAAGGAUGUGAUCUCAUGGAAUGUGAUCAUUAUGGCCUAUGCCAUUCAUGGGAUGGGGAAAAUCUCUAUCCAACUGUUUCAUGAGAUGCAGGAAAAGGAUAUUAAACCUGAUGCAAGUACUUUUGUUUCCCUGCUAGCAUCUUGCAGCAUUUCUGGUAUGGUGGAUGAGGGGUGGAAUUACUUUGACUCAAUGAAAAGAGAUUAUGGUAUUGAUCCCGGAAUUGAGCACUAUGGUUGUGUUAUUGAUCUUCUCGGUCGCACCAGGAAUAUUGAGCAAGCCAAGCGUUUCAUUGAAGAAAUGCCACUGGUCCCAACAGCCAGGAUAUGGGGUUCUUUAUUGACUGCUAGCAAAGUAAACAAUGACAUAGUCUCAGCUGAAUUUGCCGCUAGGCAUAUUGCUUCAUUGGAACAUGAUAACACUGGUUGCUAUGUCUUGCUCGCAAAUAUGUAUGCAGAAGCUAGGAGGUGGCAAGAUGUGCUGCGGAUUCGAAGUAUCAUGGAGAAUGAAGGACUUGAAAAAACAAUUAGCUGUAGUGUGGUUGAGGAAAACGGUAUAACUCACAGGUUUAUCAAUCACGACAGAUCACAUGAUGAAAUUUACAAGAUUUAUGAUGUGUUGGAUAUUCUAUCGAAGCAGAUAGGGGAAGACAUUUAUGCUGAUAGUCUAACUAAGUUCAGUCCACCAAAGUUGAUUAAGAAAAGAGCAAAAUCACCAGCGAAUCACAGUGUAAGAUUGGCCAUUUGUUUGGCUUUGAUCUCUACCACUAUUGGACAUCCUGUUCUUAUAAGAAACAACACUAGAAUAUGUGAAGCUUGCCAUAACGCUGCAAAAAAGAUGUCAAAAAUCACCAGAAGAGAGCUAAUAAUGCGGGAUCCCAAGCUCUUUCACCAUUUCAAAGAUGGGUAUUGCUCUUGUGGAGAUUACUGGUGACUGCAGAUCUUUCACCUACACACAAAAUAUGUUGUAGAAAAUCCUUGCAGACAGUUUUGUUAAUGCCCAAUGAGGCAUAAGAAUAGUUUGUACAUAUUACUCAAUCCAGACAUAUCUAUUCUGCAUGAAAUCAAAGUCUCAAAAAUAUAUCACUAUCAAAAUCAA